GGUGAGAGAGAGGGAGAGCAAGGGAGAGAAAGCGCGCAAUAGAGGGAGACCGUACCCACUAUAGCAUCGGUGUGUGACAGCUGGUGCCUGAUAACACUGAUAUUGAGCUCCUUCAGUGGAGAACUUGCUGAGCUACCCUUUUUACAUUUGCAAGAGGAUGACAGCUCUAAGCCAGUGCAACUGAUGACAGACCGGAUCUUGGAAUAGUUCGUUUCACUUACAAUUACAUCUCUCAUGUUCUGCUUCUCUGAAGAAAGGCUUAUUACGGAAGACAAAAAUUCAUUCUCUCCCCUUAUCUCACGUAUUAUUGAUGAUAUACAGAGUUUGAUCUUCCAGUGAAAGCUACUGAUUUAUCAGGCUUUUGGUAUCUUCAGUGGAGGCUUGCAAGACUGUUUGGUGGAAAAACAUAUUUCUAAGGUCUUGGUUAGUCAUCAAGCUACAAAACAUAUUCAAGACCAGAAGACAAAAAGGCGGCUGAAGUAGUAAUUCUCCUGAAGAACUAAGAUAUUGAUGACUUUGAGGACUUGAGCACACACAGAAAUGACAAGUAAAACAGCUCUACAGGCAGGUGUAAUUCUGGAGAUGAGAAUGAUGACAUUAAAUUGAAAUAGCAGCUAAAGAGGCAGUAGGCUUGAUUUGACAAGUCAUUUGAAAAAGGAGGAGUGGAGAAGUGCCCUACGAUCACUGAACAAUAGAAAAUGGUCAGCUGCGGAACUCUAUUGUGAAGACCUCAGAAGAAAUACCAAAUUUUCCGGUCAGCUUUUCAUGAUGUAAAUACAAUUUGAGCUUUCCCAAAUGGGCAGCUAAACCAUGAACAAGGAGAAAAACCCAUUUUGGACUGUAUUUCUGAAGCAGACUUCACCUUCUCUCUUGGGAGCUUACUGAAGGAUUACAGCUGAAAAGGACAAGAUAAAGAAAACCUUGGACAGGAAUCUUAUCCUACAAUGAGAAUUACAAGUACAUCUUGUAUCUGCCCAGUCCUAGUUUGUCUCUGUUUUGUGCAGAGGUGUUAUGGAGCUGCUCACCAUGGCUCCAUCAAGGUGACCAGAAAUCAAACCAAACACAUAGAAGGCGAAACAGAAGUGCAUCAUCGUCCAAAGCGUGGAUGGGUAUGGAAUCAGUUCUUUGUUUUAGAAGAACACAUGGGACCAGAUCCUCAGUAUGUAGGAAAGCUGCAUUCCAAUUCUGACAAAGGUGAUGGAUCAGUCAAAUACAUUCUUACUGGAGAAGGGGCGGGAACUAUAUUUAUUAUUGAUGACACAACUGGAGACAUCCAUUCAACCAAAAGCCUAGAUCGAGAGCAGAAGACACACUAUGUACUUCAUGCCCAGGCUAUUGAUAGACGGACAAACAAGCCACUCGAGCCUGAAUCUGAGUUCAUUAUCAAAGUGCAGGAUAUCAACGACAAUGCACCAAAAUUUACAGAUGGACCAUACAUUGUUACUGUGCCAGAGAUGUCUGAAAUGGGUACAUCUGUUCUGCAGGUGACAGCCACAGAUGCAGAUGACCCCACAUAUGGAAACAGUGCCAGAGUUGUGUACAGUAUUCUUCAGGGACAGCCAUAUUUUUCUGUUGACCCCAAAACAGGAGUCAUCAGGACUGCCUUGCACAACAUGGACAGGGAAGCCAGAGAGCAUUAUUCCGUUGUCAUUCAAGCCAAAGAUAUGGCUGGGCAGGUCGGAGGGCUGUCAGGGUCAACAACAGUAAAUAUCACACUCACAGAUGUCAACGACAAUCCACCCAGGUUUCCUCAGAAACAUUAUCAGCUGUAUGUUCCUGAGUCGGCUCAAGUUGGAUCAGCAGUUGGCAAAAUAAAAGCAAAUGAUGCAGACACUGGUUCAAAUGCAGACAUGAAGUACACAAUUAUUAAUGGCGAUGGCUCUGGGGUAUUCUCCAUCUCUACUGACAAAGAAACAAGGGAAGGAAUUCUCUCUCUGAAGAAGCCACUCAACUAUGAAAAGAAGAAAUCAUAUACACUUAAUAUAGAAGGAGCAAAUACUCACCUUGAUUUUCGAUUUUCGCACUUGGGACCAUUCAAAGACGUAACAAUGCUGAAGAUCAUCGUUGGUGACGUGGAUGAACCCCCGCUCUUCACUAUGCCUUCCUAUGUCAUGGAAGUUUAUGAAAAUGCAAAGAUUGGGACACCUGUUGGCACAGUAACGGCCCAUGAUCCUGAUGCUGCAAACAGUUUAGUGAGAUAUUUCAUUGAUCAUAACACAGAAGAGGAUAGGUAUUUCACCAUUGAUGCUAGUACUGGGACCAUUAAGACUGCCAAGAUCUUUGACAGAGAGGAGACACCUUGGUACAACAUCACAGUGGCUGCUUCUGAGAUAGACAAUCCUGGGCUAGUGAGCCACGUUCCAGUUGGUGUUAGAAUCCUGGAUGUCAAUGACAAUCCUCCUGAACUUGCCAGAGAUUAUGAUGUAGUUGUCUGUGAAAAUACAAAGCCUGGUCAGGUAAUUCAGACUAUCACUGCUACUGACAAAGAUAACUCCGCAAAUGGUGCAAGAUUCCAUUUUUCUCUUGAUGAUGGGCUUUCUUUGAAUCCCAACUUUACUCUAAGGAACAAUGAAGAUAAUACAGCCAGUAUUCUGACAAGACGAAGGAGAUACAGUCGAACCACUCAAGAUACUUAUUACCUCCCAGUUUUGAUUUCUGAUGGCGGCGUGCCCCCUCUCAGCAGCAGCAGUACCCUCACCAUCCGGGUCUGUGCCUGUGAGAGAGACGGACGAGUGAGAACUUGCCAUGCUGAAGCUUUCCUCUCCUCGGCUGGCUUGAGCACAGGAGCUUUAAUCGCCAUCCUGCUCUGCAUUGUCAUUCUUCUUGUUUUCUCUUUAGCAAUUGUGGUCCUUUUCAUCACCCUAAGACGUAGCAAGAAGGAGCCUUUGAUCAUUUCAGAAGAAGAUGUCCGGGAAAAUGUCGUGACAUAUGAUGAUGAGGGAGGUGGAGAAGAAGACACAGAAGCAUUUGACAUCACAGCACUGCGGAAUCCGUCUGCUGCUGAAGAGCUAAAAUACCGGAGGGAUGUUCGUCCUGAAGUGAAGCCUCUGUCCAGGCAUCAUCCCUCCUCAAGCCUUGACAGUAUAGAUGUUCAGGAGUUCAUUAAACAAAGACUGGCAGAGGCUGAUCUGGACCCCAGCGUGCCCCCGUAUGACUCCCUGCAGACAUAUGCCUACGAGGGUCAUAGAUCAGAAGCUGGGUCUAUCAGCUCUCUGGAUUCAGCAACGACACACUCUGACCAGGAUUAUAAUUACCUUGGAGACUGGGGACCUGAGUUCAAGAAGCUAGCUGAACUCUAUGGGGAAAUAGAACCAGAAAGAACAACUUAGUUGUAACUCCCAGAACAGAGAAAUUCCUAAACAACUGGACAGAUAAUGACAACAAUGGUAACAAAAAAAGUGAAUACAGUACUUGGAACUGAGUAAGUUGUAUGCAGUUACUGUAGAACAAGUGCCCUUUUCAUAUUUGAAACUGGGUUCUCCAAUUGGAAGAAAGUCAAAUUUUGGAAAAUACAGAAAAAAGAAUCUAUUGUCCCUUGUGUAUUUUUUUUUUUUUUUUAAUUGCUGAUUAAAGUUUCUGGUAACUUAUCUGCAACAAUACCUAAAGUAAAGCCAAGAAUUGACAUUUUUAUUGCAAUAUUCGUAACAGCUCCAAGCUGCAGUAAGUUUGUGGUCAUGUCUGUUUAAGAAGAGAGCUAACAGAGGAUCAAAUCUCUUGCAGGUGGUUGUGAUGUUGCAUUUCUAGCUGUGUUCUAGGCCUUGUUUACUAUCAGUGUGAGAAGUGCUACCAGUCUGUUUCCUUUACAGAGGUGAUAAGCCACACCUGUCCUCUUAAAUAAAUGGUCCUUUGAUAAUUUAAUCUUAUUGACUGAGCAGGUUGCAUUGACAAGAUGUCACUUCAUUAUGUCCUUCAUAAUCUUGUCAUCCAUAACCAGCUAACAGAUGGAGGGCAUCAUUACCUGUAGCUCAAACACAGCUCUAGUCCAUAACCCCAGAUCUGUUCUGUUACUGCGUGCUAGAGGAACUGUUGUUUCCAGUGUUGUGCUUUUUAUUUUUGUCUUUACAUGGGAACACCAUUCAUCUAAAUGGAAUAGGCCCAAAGUACUCUUUAUGCAGAGAAGCAGUUGAAGCAUAGGCUUUUCCAAUAAAAACAAUGGCAACACCAUUAAACUAUGCAGUUUUUUGGCUCACUGUGCUUCACUUAAUGUCAAGAGCUGAAGCUUUUUAAAUAUUUUGCUAGUCUGAAUCCAGAAGCUACAACAGUCUAUUUAAAACCCAGAGUUCUUAAUCAUAAUGUUUUUUCUAUUUCCAUGUGUGAUUAAAGGCAAAAUAGAGCUGCUGGUAAGACAUUGGGAUACCAAAAAUUGAAGCAAAGAUAAUAAGAUGAUGGUGCUUUUUUCUUUUAAGUUCAACCUGCUGAUAUUUAUUUCUCUUAGAGUAAUUGCCACCUCAGCAGAACAAGAUGGUUUUUCCCUAUUUCAAGCAUCAUGGAAACAGAGCUUUUUAAGUCACUGAAGGAAAUAUACCACUACUGUGGUUCCUAUGGAUUAAGUAAAUUGAUUUCUUACAUUAGUAACUUCAUAGCAUUGCAGAACUGAUAGUUCUUAACAUAGCAGGCUGCUUAACACCUAAUCCAGCUUUUUUUUUUCUUCUUUUUUUUUAGCUUUGCAGCAGCAGAACUGCUAAACAGUUCUGCUUAACAUAGCAGCCUACUUAGCACCUCAUCUAGCAGAUUCUGAUUUUUCCUUUCCUUUGUUUGAAAUGUUAACUUUGUCUUUCUGACGGCCAGGAAGUCAUAAUAUCCCAUGAGAGAUUAUGACCUAUAAUACUCACAAUCACUAUUAACAGUCUUCUGCUUUCAAUUGUAUCUCCACUUUAGGGAAAUGUACUUCUUCUAGUAUGCAUUUGAUUGGAAAACUGUCCAGACUAGAAUCUGUGUACUUUUUUCUUACUCUCCAGCUGGGUGUGCAGAGUCAUACAGAUUUGUAUGAUGCAUAGAUUCCUCCCACUGCAUUUUAGGUGCCGCUUACAUUCAGCUUAGUAAAGAAGGGUCUAUAUUUAUUGCUGAUCUACUGUGAGCCAUAUAGGUGAACUAGAUCAUUAAACCUUUUCUUUACUCUGUGGUUGAAUAGGUCCUAGACAUGACUGAAUUUACUUUGAGAAUUUUUUUUUUCCCCCGGAGAUGUAGUUGACUGCUUUUGGUUUAAACAGCCUUCUGGAAAAAAUAGCAAGUAGCUUUGUAAGCAACUUUUACACUGUAAAAAGUAUUAGUUGCACUGUAGUUCCAGAAUUGUUUUAUAGAACGCUAUUUUGUUUAAAAUUUCUAAUGUUUCUUCUGUCUUUCAGAAUCUGAACCCACAGGGAUAUUCAGUAGGGAAAAACACCUGAACCCUAAGAUACUCUGCUGAUGACUUGAAAGUAGUUUAAUAAUUUAAUUUUUUUAUACUUUUUAUGAAAUACAGAAUCUUUUAGAAAAGCAUUUAAGAAGGCAUUCUUACUGUAGCAUGAAUUUAGAUGCAGUAAGAGUUGCACAGAAGCUGAGAAUUGUUGUCUUUUAUUGUCAUUUUUGAGGGGAGAACUAGGAUGUUUCAGUUUUGUCCCAAAUAAAGCAAUUAGUAGUGUGCAAUUUUAUUAGGAGGAAGUUUCUAUUUAUUUAGGUCACACUUGCUUUAUGCAAACAUCUAAAUUUUUGUACUGCAUAAGUAGUGUGUUAAAAACCAAAAUGUUUCAGCAUUACUACUACCAUAAUACUUUGUAUCACAGCUGCAUGAAAAUUGCAUUCAUUGUUGUAUUAUAGUUUUGAGAACUGGGUAUUAGUUAUCUUUAUGUCUAUUCCCUCUGGCCCUACACCAAAACAGGGAAAAUCAAUUGUAUUUUUUGUUUUAAGCAGUGUUCAUGCCAUUGUUUUUUCUUAUUUACAUCACAGAACAUUCAGGCUUAAAGGCAACAGAAGUGCAGUGACACAAACAACUAAUCACUCCUUAUGCUAAUGGUCAGUUCAAGUCAAUAAUAUCUCAGAGAAAUAAUAAUCCCCUUUUUUGACAUUCCUGGUGCUCUCUUUGCUGCUAUACAGCACAUGCGUUGUACCCCAGGAUACCUGAAUCCUUGAAAACUCUGCAGGGUUAUUGAGACGCUGCUUCUGUGAUGCUGCAGUGUGUCCUAUUUGUUACAUCCUUUCCACAGUGAUCACCAGAUGUGCUUUUCUAUCAUGGUAUGUCUGCAUGCUUGCUAU
Molecule: messenger RNA, 6231 nt
Organism: Hirundo rustica (Barn swallow)
Lineage: Eukaryota; Metazoa; Chordata; Aves; Passeriformes; Hirundinidae
Gene: CDH18
Product: cadherin 18
Exons: 16
Coding region: 945-3329 (794 amino acids)
Biological process (GO): calcium-dependent cell-cell adhesion; cell-cell junction assembly; multicellular organism development
Cellular component (GO): adherens junction; catenin complex; plasma membrane
Molecular function (GO): cadherin binding; calcium ion binding
Source: RefSeq, a predicted model, not a curated record